Messenger RNA from Leguminivora glycinivorella, 1798 nucleotides. RefSeq lists its product as uncharacterized. The coding region runs from base 380 to 877 and encodes 165 amino acids. Lineage: Eukaryota; Metazoa; Arthropoda; Insecta; Lepidoptera; Tortricidae. Gene Ontology annotation, biological process: regulation of synaptic transmission, cholinergic; positive regulation of voltage-gated potassium channel activity; sleep. The record is from RefSeq and is a predicted model, not a curated record. The transcript is spliced from 5 exons.
CCGGUGUCUUGGCGGCGAGACCCAGUGCAGGCCGGCCCUCGAAGCAAGACACACGCUUGAACGAACCAACUCGUACUAAACCACGUGCGUGAUCCUGUGUUUCGAAUUCAUUUAUGUAGAGCUGAGAGAAACAAACCAUUUUUGAAAUUGAUUUUUCGAUCGAGUCGAAUUGAAUCGAUAAUUCAGGUUUAAGUCGCAAGUGUGUUGGGAGUGUUUCAAUAUUGCUGCUACAUUUUAGUGCAUUUUUGGAUUGUGAAUAUUUGAUACGCAUUCCACAACCGCAUCGUUCAGCAAGGACAGAGCUAGUCAAAAACUACUGCAUGUUAUGUUGACCGGCCGAGCAUAUACAUGAGGCAGCCCAAGUCAAGCUAUUGCAAGAAUGCAGCGCGUGCUAGCCCUGACGGCGGUCUUGGCCUUCAGUGAGACUGUGUCCGCCCUCCAAUGUUACCAAUGCCUAAUCAACCCGCCGCCGGGCCACAACUACACCUCCACGUCGCGGCUCUGCGUCAACUUCGACCACUCCGACAAGUUCGUCGUGGACUGCCCCUACUCCACCAUGUGUAUGAAGCAAGACUUCCAUCUGGACAUUCAGAAUGGAGUUAGAAUAAACGGCGUGCUGCGAGACUGCGCACCGCAGACCAACAAGUAUCAAGACUACGAGAACGGGCGCUGGUCUCCCAAGAUUGAGAUCAUGGAGCCCUACAAGGAGGGCUGCUUAGAAGUGGACGAUAAGGGCGAGAGGACGCCUUCCACAAGAUACUGUUACUGUCGUGGUGACUUCUGCAACACGUCAAACACGAACCACGAGGGCUACACAGACAUCAUGGGUGUCAUACUCGUAUUCAACCUCAUGAAAUACAUUAACAGUAUUAGGUAGUGAGGCAGAAACAACCUUUUAAAUGUUUCAUGUCUGUGAUCUUAUGAACUGUAAAUAGAUUGUAGCUAGAUGACAGUUAUGAAUUGAUGACAAUGGUGUAAUAUGCUGUGGUGCAAAUACUUUCUGUAUAUUUAAACUAGGACCAAACUUGAUCGUAUUGAUAAACACAAUUACGAAAUAUGAUAUUGAUAGCUAAUUCUAAUUAGAGAAAAGGAGUAAAAAAAGUUAAAUUAUGCAAGAAAUAAUGUUUUAGGUAGGUAUUUAAUAUUUGAUGGACGGAUUUGUGUAUUUUAGGUGUAGGUUUAAUUAUAAUUAGUUUCAAGGAGGAUUCACAUCAUGUACGAGGUGCCCAAUUUAUUUUCCAGUGUUUUUGUGUGAUUUUUUGAUGGGCUACUACUAUAAUAUACAAGCCAGUAGUAGCCCAUCCUUAAGCAAAAUAAUGUCAUUUUUUCUGUGACUUCAACAACACAAACAAUUAUUGAUCAUAACUUUUGGUUUCGCAGAAGCAUACUUACUUAAUUAAAAAAAGCGCCAUAAUAUCAAUAAGCGAUUAUUUGGUUAUUGAUAGUAAUUAGGUUAUUUUCAUUAGAACUGAUGUUUUUCGAUAUUGUGCUUGUUUGCUUAUCAAGUGCCAGAGGCACUUUGAUCUAAUAGUGUGCCAAAUAUUAUCUAUUAUUAAAAUGUGUGAUACUGUAUAAUAAUAAUAAUUUAUGCUUUUCAGUUUUAUGUAAAUAUGUAAAAUAAUAUUUUUAUUUAGGAAUGCAAUAAUUAUAAUGCAACGUUUAUUUUCUAUUUCUGGUAAAUUAUCGUUUUCUAAUUUAAAAAUGCGAAUAAAUUUCAAGAUGUAUGAAUCAUGGUAAAUGGUUGACCGUCCACACAACCAGUACCAAACCAAACCAAUAAAGAAAUGUCAAAAAAAGA